Monosiga brevicollis MX1 is the source of this 723-nucleotide messenger RNA. RefSeq lists its product as uncharacterized. The record is from RefSeq and is a predicted model, not a curated record. The coding region runs from base 1 to 723 and encodes 240 amino acids. NCBI's taxonomy places the organism in Eukaryota, Choanoflagellata, Craspedida, Salpingoecidae. The transcript has 7 exons. Gene Ontology annotation, molecular function: protein binding.
AUGGCAAACACGCUGAGCGGCUCAGGGCCAAGCAUGGGCACGGGUGUUGCCCUCAAUGCCGAGGCUGUGCUGGCCAAGACCAGAGCAGAUGAACUUGAGGCCGUCAAACACCUCAACUGCUGGGGCAGCAAGAUCACUAGUAUUGCGUUGCUACGCCACAUGCCUGCCGUUGAGGUCGUGAGCUUGAGCCAAAUACUGGCCUUUGACACUCAUGGCCUCAUCGCUUUCCUUGGUAUCAAUCCGUGCCUCGCCAUGCGCAGCGUCAAUGCCAUUCAGUCGCUUCGACCUCUUCAGUCCUGCACCCAGCUUCAGGAGCUUUAUCUGCGCAAGAACCAGAUUGCAGACCUCCGCGAAAUCCUUUACCUCAAAGACUUGCCGCAGUUGACCGUGUUGUGGAUGUCUGACAACCCCGUGGCAGAGCAAGAGGACUAUCGGGCCACAGUCAUCAAGUAUUUGCCCCACUUGACCAAGCUUGAUAAUCUAGACAUUACGCCCACGGAGCGGGAAGAGGCCAACAAGACGGGACGUGAGCUCGUCCCUUUUACGGCCGAAGAGGAGAGCCAAGCCUCGGAAGAUGAUGCCUCGCUGUCGGACAACGGUGCUACUUUGACUGCGCGUGAGGAUGCCGUUGUAAAGGCCAUCGAUCAACUGUGCUCCACUCUGUCGGCCGCUGCCCUUCAACGCGUAGCAGCUACUGUUAACAGCUGGCAACAGGCCCCCUGA